UAAUCUCUGACGUGUUGCUGUUUUAUUGGUGGGACGUGUUAUGAAAACAUAGUUAUGUGACGUGAAGUAUCGGUAGAUUUGUGAACUGAGUUGCCAGCUGUCGAGGCGAGCUGUGAAAUUAUGAGUUUGUCAAAAUGACUUCUUGGCAUUUAAUAAUAUGUCUUUUGUAUCUCCUCGUCUCGGACUAUGGAUGUGCUGAAAGUGGAGGCUUUGAUGAUUCCAUUUUUUACAGGAUAAAUUGGCCGGGAAACGACGAAACUGAUCUCUUGGAAAUAGGUGAUGCUGAACCCCUUUUUGUCACAUCAGCAAACAAUGAGCGAUACAAAUGCUUGUUGCCGUCAUCUCAGGAGGAAGAAAAGGACUCUGUAGAAACAUAUGAUGGGCAAAAUCCACUUGAAUUACUGUCAGCAGUGUUUCCACCGUCUGCACCGUGCUCUCAUCGGCUUGAAUCAUACUGGACUUACGAGCUGUGUCAUGGCAGAUACAUCCGUCAAUUCCAUGAAGAACGUGAAGGAAAGAGAGUGAAGCAUCAAGAAUUUUACCUAGGUCGAUGGAAUAUGGCACAGUACCACAAGUUGUUUGAUGAACUGGAAAAACAAGCUAAAGAGAAGCAACCCAUUCCAACAAAGAGAAUUGAGGGAGUCAACAUGCCGUACUUGGAAAUCAAUAUGACGGAUGGAACCAUUUGUGAUCUCAAUCAGAAGCCAAGGACGACAAGAGUUUUGUAUGUUUGUUUUGCCCAUCCGAAACAUGAAAUUACUUCUUUGAAGGAGAUUUCUACAUGUGAAUACGAAGUUAUAGUGUUGUCACCUUUGCUGUGCAAACACCCUGGUUAUAGACCACAGCGUUCUGGAGAAAACGUCAUCAAUUGUCUCCCAGUGGAAGGUUCUCCCAUCAAACCUAAAGACCUGAUGAUGCAUGAAGCUGAGAGCAUAAAAUUCAGACACCAGAAAGUUAUAGAUGAAAAGCUGCAGCAACUUUAUGCAGUUUUCUCCUUUGACAGAGAAGGACAGGAUGGAGAAACAAGAGUCCGUGUUGAAAUACAUCCAAUGGAUAUGUCAAUUGACGAACUGGAAGCACCAGCAAGCCCACAGCCUCCUGAACCACAAGUGUCUAGAGAUACGUCACCAGUAAUGAAUUUUUUGGCAGGGAAGGACUGUCUCACUGGGGGUACAGGUUGGUGGAAGUAUGAGUUUUGCUAUGGAGCAAGUGUGAAACAGUUUCACGAAGAAAAAGAUGGUACAAAAACAGUGGUCAACCUUGGAUACUUUAACAAGGAAGCACAUGUGAAUUGGUUGUACAGAAACCCCCACAAAAGACCAAAACCACUUGGCCAGCGAAAACAUAUUUCCCAUUUGUAUACUGGCGGAACAAUAUGUGACAAAACAGGUCGUGCCCGCCAAACUGAGGUAAAACUAAAAUGCUUAGAGAACAGUGCAAGUCCGGGAGCUGUUGCACUGUAUUUACUGGAGCCAAAGACCUGCGAGUAUGUGCUCGGUGUGGAGUCUCCUCUGAUCUGCAGCAUUCUUUCCGAAGUUGAUGAGAAUGGCUUAGUUGAGUUGCCUCUCGACUAUACGGGAGAUGGUGUUACUGUGUCAGCAGAAGACGACGAUGAACUGCCUGAGCCUGGUGGACCUAAGGGAGAUGAAUAACAUGUGUUUCUCCUUACUGUGAUAGAAACUGUUUGAAUUAUUGCAAUAACUGGGCAGAAUUUUCAACAAACUAGUCAUUCUUCUGUAUAAAAACUGGUUGUGUGACAUUUUUCAGUAGCUUAUAAGUCUCUGAUAUGUGUAUAAAACAAAGAAGAAAAGUAUUACAACAGAAUAUUAUAAGUCCAUGUGCAUCAUA
Molecule: messenger RNA, 1848 nt
Organism: Schistocerca americana (American grasshopper)
Lineage: Eukaryota; Metazoa; Arthropoda; Insecta; Orthoptera; Acrididae
Product: endoplasmic reticulum lectin 1
Exons: 10
Coding region: 135-1652 (505 amino acids)
Biological process (GO): retrograde protein transport, ER to cytosol; endoplasmic reticulum unfolded protein response
Cellular component (GO): endoplasmic reticulum lumen
Source: RefSeq, a predicted model, not a curated record